Messenger RNA from Canis lupus familiaris (dog), 2017 nucleotides. It is a transcript of the gene INKA1, whose product is annotated as inka box actin regulator 1. Gene Ontology annotation, molecular function: protein kinase binding; protein serine/threonine kinase inhibitor activity. Bases 1210 to 1974 code for a protein of 254 amino acids. Gene Ontology annotation, cellular component: nucleus. NCBI's taxonomy places the organism in Eukaryota, Metazoa, Chordata, Mammalia, Carnivora, Canidae. The record is from RefSeq and is a predicted model, not a curated record. The transcript is spliced from 2 exons.
CGGGUCCCCAUCCUCCCAGGGCUCCAUCGCAGCGGGAGGGCGCUGAGCCUGGCCACCCUCGCCACCAUCUCCGAGGUCCCCUCUAACUCUAGCCCAGCCCCCAAACAUCCACCGCGCCCCAGUCUGCCUUGGCUCCAGCCUCGUUUCUCAGGAGCGCGAGGAGGUAGCACGGGUCUCUUAAGACCAGCCACAGAGGCAUUCCGCACGCACCCCCCACCCCAAUGCCCCUCACCACGUCCGAUGGAGAAGAGAGGGCAGGGCACUGGGGAGAGGAUUUCGUAGCGCACGUCGAAGCCCCGGGCCCGAACCUGAACCACCUCACUGCCGGGGGCCAGGUCCUCCCGGAUAGUGAUAUUUGGGGCCUGCUGCCUGGACCAAAAGGGGGGCACUAGCUCAUGUCCGCUCACGCCAUGCCCUGGCCCUGUCCACAGGCCCCUCCCCCGGGGCUCCUCAUACAGGAGCUGGCUGGGGACACCCAGGAGCCCCACAUCUUAACCUCACUCCUCAUUCCCUGGGGCUAAGCCUUGCCACUCCCACUGUACCCAGGGUAGGGGAGCCUUACAGGAAGGAGAUCUGACUGGAGGGAGCAGGCAAAACUUUCACCUUCAGCGUCCCAUGGCAGCUUCGAUUUUGUCCAAAGGUCACCAAAAUCUGAAGCUGGAAGACCUGCAGUGCACACAAAACAGGAAAGGAACUAUGAGUCUACCUAUAUGUCUGUGUCUAGUCUUCCCUCCGAAUAGGUACUCCCUGCCUCAGGCCCUCCACAAGGAGCCCCAACACUCACUCUGCCCUAUGACCCGUCACUCUGCUGACAGGUACUCCUUUGAGUCCUAUUCUUUGGGGCUAUAAAUUCUUCUUUAAGGAUGCUAACAAUGCAAAGAAGUGUGAUAUCUGAGUCAUUUACAAUGUGACAUCAUCUUAGAGCCAAUCCUUAAGACAUGGAAGUUUUAAAGAAGGAAUUUCUUUUCUUUUUUUAAGAAGGAAUUUCUUUAACCUCCUCCAGACUGUACUGGCCACUUCACCCAGAACUUUCUCUUCUUGUGUGACUGCUCUGCACACUCUUAGUUCUAUAAAAGGAACUGGGAGCUCCCAGAACCAGAGAUCCCUUUUCUUUCUGGAACUCCAGAACCCAGGACAGAACCAGGCCAACAUUGGAGCACAGCCAGCACGUGACAACAGCUGUGUGGCCGGGACACAGGCUCACCUCCCAUGUCUGGGCCCCUUCCAACACCCCCCAAACCUGGCCCAUGUGUUCCGCUCAGCCACCGGCUCAGGGCUUCAGAUGCCUUGGAAGAGAAUUCAGUCUGCUGUGUAGAAGAGGAGGAGGAAGGUGUAGUCAUAGGAGACAAGGGUGUUGUCUUGAGGAGCCCCAGGGAACAUGCCCUGGACUGGGACUCUGGCUUCUCUGAAGUGUCAGGCAGCACAUGGAGAGAGGAAGAAUUGCCUGUACUCCAGCACCCAUCACCCCCAGCAUGGCCCCCACAUAGACAACGCCUCUCAGCCAGUGGCAUUCCCCUGCCCAGCAGAGCCCCUGCGGCCAGUGCACCACCUGCCCACCGGCCACGUCCCAAGUCUACCCCAGAUGCCUGCCUGGAGCAUUGGCAGGGGCUGGAAGCUGAGGACUGGACAGCAGCCCUGCUGAACAGAGGUCGCAGUCGCCAGCCCCUGGUGCUGGGGGACAACUGCUUUGCUGACUUGGUGCACAACUGGAUGGAGCUGCCAGAGGCAGCGGGUGAGGGGGACAAUGGUGGUGGGCCCCGUGCCCGUGCUCGUCCCCCUCAGUUCUUGCUUGGGCUCUCUGAGCAGCUGCGGCGCCAGCUGGCCAGGGCACGCCGGGCGGCUAUGGCGGGAAAGCGACUGUCGUGCCCACCUCGCCCGGAACCGGAACUGCCUGCAGAUGUCUCACGCUUUGCAGCCCUCAUGAGCUGCCGCAGCCGCCAACCUAUCAUCUGCAAUGAUGUCAGCUACCUCUGACCCUGCCCUCCAGCCUGGGACAAUAAAGGCCUUUUCUGGACUA